AUGGCGUGUCCAUUCCCUUACACGUUCAUCUCCUGCCCGUGCGCAGACGCCUCCGUGCCCGAUCCCUCCAGGAAACGGAGGUCAAGAGAGUCGCCGCAUAAGGCCAGCCCUGUGAAGCCACGCCCACAGCCGGUGAUAUCUGAUGACGAGGACGAGGACGAACAGACAUUUGACCCGCGGGCGCCGCGGUCGAAUUUCUCGCUGUACCCGCCGGAGCAGCUCCUGUACUGCGAGGACUGCCACCAGAUCAAGUGCCCGCGAUGCAUCACGGAAGAGAUACUGUGCUGGUAUUGUCCGAGCUGUUUGUUUGAGACUCCAAGUAGUCUUGUACGAUAUGAAGGGAAUCGGUGCGGGCGGAACUGCUUCAAUUGCCCGAGCUGUACGGCGCCGCUUGCUGUUACGGCGCUGCAGGGUGAUCCUCCUUCCGGGGAGCAGGCAGGGCCGUGGGUGCUGUCUUGUAACUACUGCAUGUGGACAACGUUGGAUAUUGGGAUCAAGUUUGACAAGCCGACCAAUAUCCGUGCCCAGCUGUCCAAGUUGACGACCGAGCCGUCCUCCACGACCGCAUCUCGCUCUCGCGGGGCAUCACGCUCAUUCGGCGAUCUCAAGUCCCCCUUGUCCAUGUACUCGUCUAUCGAUGAGCAACUCCCGUCUGCUGGGACAAACCAACCCGGCGAGGAACAGCCUACAAACACCCAUACUCCGCGCACCCGCGAUGCCCGAUUCGCAGCCCUGAAAGCCUUCUAUAAAGACCAGAUGACCGCAACAAACACCACAGGUGUUGACCCAGGCGACUUCGCCGGCCAGUUCUCCUCCCCAAACACUCUUCAACGCUUCAUGGUCAUCUAUACCCAAUCGCGCCUCUUCACGCUCUACGGCACCCUGACACCAAGCGAGGGCCUCUUUAUUCCCAAUCGCCCCGAGUCUGAAGUUGCCAUCAUCCGCCGCCUCGCCUCAGACGACUGCGGCUGGGAUGGCGUCGCUUCAAUUGAACAACGCACCGCUCAGCCUCAAUCCUUCAGCGCGCGCUUCGUCGAAGACCUCCUUCCCCUCCCAACCCUUCUCCGCACCAAACGCUCAAAGCGAUGCAAAUCAUGCAAGCACAUCCUCGUCAAGCCGGAGUUCAAACCACAGUCUGUCCGCUACCGCAUCAAACUCAUUGCAAUCAGUUACAUCCCCCUCCCUACGCUCCGGCCGCUCGUUCUUCCCCCCUCAGCCUCCCAACCUCUCCCACCACCACCACCAGACCUCAACUCCCUUCAGCCACAAAAACCAAUUCAGCUCCUCCUCACGCUUAAGAAUCACAUGUUCGACCCCGUCCGGAUCACACUGGCAACUCCCUCCGUGACACCCGGCCGCGUUGCAUCAAAGGUCACAAUCCUGUGUCCGCAGUUCGAUAUCGGCGCUAAUAAAGACGCCUGGAGCGAAGCGCUUGAACCCGUCGCACCGCCCUAUGAAAGGGUAGCUGAGGCUGGAAAAGUGUGGGAGAAGGGCCGCAACUGGACGACGGUUGUGCUAGAGGUUGUGCCUGGUUCGUUGCCUGGUCUGGGCGCGAGACGGUCAGCUACUGGGACCGGCAGUAAUAGCGAUGAUGACGAUGACAAUGCUGAUAAUGACCCCGACGACAGCGAGGAUGCCGCUAAGGGUGUAUCAGGGCAGUUUGAUUGGAGCGGGCAGGCCUCUGACCCGUCGCAACAGAUCCAGCCUGAUGAGGAUGUCCUUGAGAUUCCAGUGUUUGUGCGCAUGGAGUGGGACUCAGAUAGUCCGAUGGAGUCAGAGGAAGGAGGGAAGGAUUCCUUGGGUGCUGCUGCUGGGCUUGGUGUUGGAGGAACGAAAAGAGAGUUGGCGUAUUGGAUGGUUCUCGGGGUUGGGCGGAUUGUCUCACUGUCUGCUGGCAGUUCCAGUUCUUCAUAA
Molecule: messenger RNA, 1914 nt
Organism: Aspergillus nidulans FGSC A4
Lineage: Eukaryota; Fungi; Ascomycota; Eurotiomycetes; Eurotiales; Aspergillaceae
Product: protein nudR
Exons: 3
Coding region: 1-1914 (637 amino acids)
Cellular component (GO): cell cortex; stress fiber; dynactin complex
Source: RefSeq, a predicted model, not a curated record